CCACUAUAAUUACCUGCCACCCACUUUAGACUGCCUUUAGUUCAAUUAGUCUCCAACUUGGAAGUAACCGUAACGGAGUGGCCACCUCACUAUGAGCACCCGAAUCGAGAUCGUUCCUUCGACGGACAACAAUCCUUCGCAUCAUAUAGUGAACAACAGCCAUGGAGAAACCGAUGCGGUUCACAUUUUCAGCGGAAACGAAAUGCAGCCAAAAAUGUACACCAACCCGGUGAUAUACGACAACAAUGCUGACCGCGUGCGACCCUGCUUCGACAACGAAUGGAGUAACUUCGAGAAGACCCCGAACAGGCAGGCCGUGGAAAACUACGAUCGGAUCCAGCGCAGCAUGGACAGUAUGAACGAACCGUUCAACCACGAUAUGUUCCGAAAUGUGAUCGAAAAUGCUUUGAAUGUUGCGUUUCUGGCUGCGAACACCAAUCAGCUGCGUUUGCUGACGGAAUAUCAACAGGAAGCACCGACCUAUGUGGCCUGCGUCGGAAUGGUCAUCAUGUCGCUGGUGAUGCAAAUUCUCGUUGGCGUUUCGAUGGUUACGAUUUCGAUUAACAACGACCAACGUUGGAAGAGACUGAAAACUAUUGCGUCUGUUGGUGUGGCCAUUAUUGCCAUCGUUAACAUUAUUGUGCUUACGUUGAUGAAUGCGGUGUUGUUCAAAAAAUGAUUUUCUUGUUACCUAUGUUUAAUUGUUGAUGUCACAUUUGAAACGUGCACAUAUGUAGUUAAGCUUGUAGACUUAUUCAAAUAAAAUAUUUAAACUGUAUCUAUGCAUGCGUAAAAGUAGAACUCAUCAUCAGUCCACGUACUUUACG
This is a messenger RNA of Wyeomyia smithii (pitcher-plant mosquito), 827 nucleotides long. RefSeq lists its product as uncharacterized. NCBI's taxonomy places the organism in Eukaryota, Metazoa, Arthropoda, Insecta, Diptera, Culicidae. The transcript is spliced from 2 exons. Gene Ontology annotation, cellular component: membrane. The coding region runs from base 92 to 679 and encodes 195 amino acids. The record is from RefSeq and is a predicted model, not a curated record. Gene Ontology annotation, biological process: cell adhesion; tissue regeneration.